AUGCAGGAGGCGUUUCUCUCCGCUGUGCUGCUCCCUCUCACCGAGAAGAGUGGUGAGGUGGAGAGGGUCGAGGAGCUACUAAGUAUGCUGGAGCACUUCUUCGUUGAUGCCUUCAAGCUGAGUCCUUCGUCCGACAACAAUCGUAACGCUGAUCCCCCGACUGGGGCCGGGGGUGUCUCGGGUUCCUUGUUUGCCUCCACCUCAGCGUCGCUAGACGCGGGCGAGGAGGCGAAGCUGCUCGCCGUGCGGGCCGUGGCAAACUUCCACCGCAGGGGAGCGGCUCGUCACGGCGCCUUCUUUCGGACGCGUGACUACCACCCACAUGCGGCCCUCUUUAUUCUCGAGCUUCUCAAGUCUCUCAAUGGCAACUCGAAGCACUGGUUUCGGCAGCUGCAGCUGGACAGCCUAGAUGCUUGCCUGGCCAUUUUGGAGGUGACAGGGACGGAGAACGUGCGACUGUGUCUUCCCGGCGUGGUGUCGGUGGCUGUGCGCUACAUCCACCGCGCUCAUCACGGCAAGGACUCGAUCAAGGUGUGCCUGACCGCGAUCAAGGUGCUUUGCACCGCACUGACAAUUUCGUUUGCCACUGCGGAGCCGGUGGCGUGGGUGCAGGACACCGCCGUCCACUUGACUAGCGCGCUGCGCUCCAUUUUGGAUCCCGCAGUGCUCGUUCGGAGUGCUCGCGCUCCCGUCACGGUUGCCGCGCUGAAGUCGCUCAUCGUCUCGGUGCUGUUGUCGUCGGCCAUGACGGAGCUCGCCAACACGCCUCUGAGUUCGCUGCUGAUGGUGGCCUACGCGAUUGUGGAGAACAUGGAUCACCUGCACCACCUCGGCGACGACGUCGUUGGCGCAGCAGAGGCGACCUCUUCGGUUAUGUGCACCAGCAGCAGUCUGUGCAGCUCUACGGAUGACACAGGCAUGUGCACCUUGAUGGGCAGCUCCUGGGCCGUGCUUGCCAUCUCCGAGGCGCUACAGUACCUGAGAGGGGUGGAGCUGCUUCAUCUCGCCACGACGGUUGCACGGGCACCAGGCCUGCGCGACCGCUUUUUCCCCUUGCAGGUGCCGCCGCAGACGGCGUCGUCAACAGCAGAGUCACCGGACGUCAGGGAGUCGGCGGUUGCCAUCUUCUCGUCUGUCGUUCGCAAGUGCGUCCGCGUUGUUGGCACCGAGAUGGACGAGGCGGCCCUGUACACCCACCGCCGCCCGCGUAAAUACCCCGCUGGUGUUGUGGAUGAGUUUCUUUUCUGCCUCGCUGGUGCCCUCGCCAGAUUUCCGACGGCUGCUACGCUGACGCCGCAAAGCCGCGUCGGCGCCGACGACCUCGGUGACGAUGACGAGACCGUUGGAGAGCGCUUGACGAACGCGCUGCUCAGCGAGUAUGAAGCAGUGUUGCAGGACUGGGACGCCUACGCGGUGCACCCAGCCGUAUUGUACGUGCUUUCGCGGCUUGUUGUGUGGCAGUUUCACCCCGCGCACGCCCUUCACAAUCUGCCACGCUGCUCUCCUCCCACGACGGGUGUGGUGGCCCCCGAUGGUGAGGCGAUGGAGUCUUGCAUGUACCCGCAGCCAGCGGACCUCACUGCGGGGCCGUUCGAGCAGCUCUGGAGCAUUAUGGCGCAGCCCCAUCUCUGGGCCAUCACUAAAGAUGGGGAACUGUGCACCUACCAACAAGUGCACCAUCGGCAAGUGGUCGCUGCCACCCUGCUGCGCUUUCUCGCCUUGUCAGCCGAAGUGCUCGCCUGCGGUGGCGGGGCCACGAGCGAGGGGUCGAAUGCGGAGCGGGCCGAGGCCCUCGAGCGUCUCUUCACCUUGACUCUCUACCUUGUCCUCGAGAAGGCCACUGCCAGUGGGAUACUGCAUGAGGCGGCAAUGCACUGCGUCGAGGUGUACAGCGCCGCCUGCGGAGAGGCAGACACCCUGCUGUUCCUGCUGCGUCACUCCGCCCUCAUCGUGGAUGAGACGGCGCGGGCAGUGAGAGAGGAGCAUCUGCGGCCUGCGGCAGCAAGUGUUCUGCGCGGCAGUCUCGCUUUGUUGGAGUGUCGCUUCGUUCGAGGAGGAGAGGGUAGCAGCAGUGACCGCGCAGCGUCGGGUUGCAGCGGGGCCAGUCUCACUACUCUCGUGCGUCAACGACUCUCCGUGACCGCGAUGUCGGCCAGCUUCACACGGGCGUCCGCUAAGGCGCCCUCCCUAGAAGAGGCUGCACAGGUGGCUGACUUUGUGGCGAGUACUAUUCACGUGGCGCGUGACACCCUCCAGCUAUGCAGCCGCUACAACAGCACGGCUGCCGCAGAGGAUGUGAUUGGCCGCAGAGCUGCCUUGACUCUCCUGCGCGACGCGUUGGACCUCGCAGCGUACCUCAACUACUGUGUCCCCCAGGAGGCUAUGGAUGAAGAGCAGGAGCGUCGCACCACCUCGGCGCAUACUCGCGUGCGGACACUUCAGUUGGUGGUGCUGGAGGCUGUGUACGCAGUGUUGCAGCACUGCACGCUGCACGACCAAGUCACCGUCACUGCUGUGCAGACAGCGGUGCGCGGCCUCACGUGUUUCCUGACAACCACUGCUGCUCUGACAUGGGCCGAUGUGACGCGGAAGCGCCUCAUGGACGAGGCGGCAGAGCGUCGCCGGUCGACGCAGCGUGGUCGACGCGGCGGGCAAAAAGCGCGCCUCAUGGCGAGCGAGGUAGAAGAGGAUGACGCGGCCGACGAUGAAUGCGACGAUGACCCCGGCAGGACUCCCCUUCCAACCCCGCCUCCCAUCGACUGGCCAUGGACGCAUUACACGCCGACUGCCGUGGCCGCGGCGGAGGCGGCGACCGGCGUCAACAUUGGGCUGCCUCGCAGCCACCUCCACACUGUCUACCGCGUGUACCUCUCCCUCUUUGCGCUGCUGCGAGAGCCCAUGGCUGCCUUUGGGGCCGUCGCAGCCGAGCCGCACGCCCGUGCUGGAAUGGAGCGGCGCAAGCUCGGCGACGUUGCCGUUUCCCCGGCGCUGUUUGAGACGCUGAACGGGCUCGAGGCGAUUCGCCUUCUCGCCUGCGAUUUUCUGCUGCAUCGCAUGGUGGAAGAGGUGCUGCCGCUGGUUCUCUUGUGGCACGAGCGGGCGUGUCUCUCCCGCAUUCCGACCCACACGGAGGAGCGUGCCAAGCUGGCGACGCAGCAGUUUGUGGAGCGCCUCUACGAGGACUGCAAUGACUCUGUCGACUUGCAAGAGUCGAUGAUUGCCAAGUGCCGCUGCUUCGAUUUGCUCCCUACCCCGUCUCAAGAGCCGGUGCUUUCUCAUCCGCAGCCGUGA
This is a messenger RNA of Leishmania major strain Friedlin, 3291 nucleotides long. RefSeq lists its product as hypothetical. The coding region runs from base 1 to 3291 and encodes 1096 amino acids. The record is from RefSeq and is a predicted model, not a curated record. The transcript has a single exon. Gene Ontology annotation, cellular component: cytoplasm. Lineage: Eukaryota; Euglenozoa; Kinetoplastea; Trypanosomatida; Trypanosomatidae. Gene Ontology annotation, biological process: chromatin remodeling.